Messenger RNA from Dermatophagoides pteronyssinus (European house dust mite), 446 nucleotides. RefSeq lists its product as uncharacterized. The record is from RefSeq and is a predicted model, not a curated record. NCBI's taxonomy places the organism in Eukaryota, Metazoa, Arthropoda, Arachnida, Sarcoptiformes, Pyroglyphidae.
GGAUCAUCAUUUUUUGUUUGAUUUACUAUUGAAAAAAUUUGCUGACAAUCCGACAAAACAAAACUCGAAACAAAAUGAAACUCAUCUCUAUCUUGUUGAUUGGAACUUUAUUCACCGUUGCAAUCGCGGCCAACAUUCCCGAACCUAAAAAUGGUAUUAGCAAAGAUGAAUUAAUCCAUCAUGUUGAAAAUCUAAUCCAUGAAUCACAGAAUCAAUUGUCCAAACAUAAACAUACUGAACAAAAUCAUAAAACUGUUGAAGAAAUUUAUGAAUGUAUUGAUCAUCUUGAAGUAAUUCAUCGCCGAUUGGAACGUGGAUUGAAUGAAACAACAUUGAAAAUUGAAGAAAAUAUGGUUAAUAAUUAUGAUCGACGAUUACAUGAAUUAUUUAAAAAAUUAUAAAUGAAAAAGAUUAUUAUCAAAUUAUCGAGAGAUUUUCAAUUAUAA